AUGUGUCGACCUGCCUACACUAUGGGACCCAGAUUUGGGGCAAACACCUGUUUAGAUGCUGCUAUGAAGGGGAAGUCCAGUUCCGUGGCAUGGCUUGGGGACAAGGAGGCUGCACUCUGCGCCAAUGGCGCUGGCAUGACGGUGCAGGGCCCCUUCCGUCCCUGGGCCCUGUCAGUCCAAACCCUACAGCGAAGUUCAAGUGGCCUGUCUACUCAGAGAAGCAAGGGGAGAAUGAGACACUACGGGGCAGUCGCCCCUGGCCUGCUCAGCCCACUUCCCAGAGCAAUGAGAGUGGCUCAUGCUACAGAGGCAAGAAACCCAGGGCCAGACGCGGAGGAGGCUGCGGAGGGGUCGGGAGCAGGACGUGAGGUCGGGGAGCAGGGCAGCCGAUCGGGAUGGGCCCCGAGAGCCCCACCAGGGACUGUUCAACAGCACACGCCACACCCAUCACAGGGCCCCCCUCCACAGAAGGAAAAGGCAAGGAACGCAGGCAUCCCCGAAGCCCGGCCUUGUGGGGCACUGCGUCCCUCUCCCGACUACAUCCUCUUCCCGAUUCGUGAAAUGACUCUAGCUCACUGCAGUGGGGCCAAACAGACCCCGCCCACCAUUUCCUGGGCGUGGGCGCUGCGGGCAGAUGCCAGGAGGAAUUUAAAAGAAGCUGGCUAUUUUGGGUGUUAG
Molecule: messenger RNA, 678 nt
Organism: Rangifer tarandus platyrhynchus (Svalbard reindeer)
Lineage: Eukaryota; Metazoa; Chordata; Mammalia; Artiodactyla; Cervidae
Source: the annotation of a GenBank genome assembly